GUCUGUCAGCGAUUGGGUGGUGUCUGUGUUGUCUGUGAAAAGGUAUUAUGCCAUUUCCAGCGACGUGUAAGGUGCUCCGCGAACAAGGGAGCUAGGAUUUCGUGACUCGGAUCUCCCUGAGGCGUUCAUUUUUCCAGAGGAGGUGCAGGGUUAGAGUGUAGCGGUGGUUCUACAGUGUAAGACUAAGCAAAUAAGGGCGCAUUUGCUUCACAGGGAUGGGGGAGAAAGACAGCGAGAGUUACAGCUCGGAGUCUGAGAUCUUCGGUGAAUCUCAGCGAGACGAUGACCCGGUAGAGGAGGAAUUCCAGCAGGUUUUAAAAGAUAUAGGCGGCAGGGAAAGGGUUUUCCUGGUGAGCGAUGUUUUGGAGAAAAGCGACGGGAGCGAACCCGGUUCGCUAGAAGAGUUUUUGAAUGAGAUGUUCCCGCCGGGAUUAAAUACUGUAGCAGAUACUGGUGAUGAUGAAACUUGCGUUGAGAUAAAAAACGGUACAAUUUCAGCAGGAGGGGGACGUGACGGGACGCCAAGUGUUAUCUGCAACGUCAGUGCAAGCAGCUGUGCCGGUAUUCCUUGUGAGGAAAUACAACCAGCUGUAAAACUUAAAGACGAAGCAGAUCAAUGUUCCGGGGACAACGCCGGCUGUCGUACUGCCACGCCGGCGACCUGGCUGGUUAAGUGCUCACAGCAGCAAGGAGCGGUCGAAACACGCAGGGCGUAUGGCAAAGCAUGCAAAGGCACACAGCGAGCUAUAGACCGCCCGUUAAUCAUUUUUGUUUUCAGGCACGACUUUUUGCUUCAGCCUCGGAACAGGGUUUGUCUGAAGGAGAUUCUCAAGGACGUGAGGGGUCGCAGUCGGGCUGCCGGUGUCCAGCCGGCUCUGCUCGGGCUGGUGCACUUGAGAAGCGAAAGCGGGGACAGCCAGCAGUCCGUGCAGCUGCUGGAGCAGCUGCUGCAGAGAGUUUUCAAGGGGCACCCCGGCGAGGCGAUGUGGGCUGGUCACUUCAUACCGAAGAAGCCGGCGUGCACACUUGAAAUUAAGAGAAAUGCCUGCAAAGCCAUCCGAGCCUCGCUUUGCACAGACACAGGGGGCAGCAGCGGUAGAGGAGGCACGAUGUCCUGGGUUCGGCAGUGUUUCCCCUGGCAGGCACGAGAGAACAGGAGGCGGCAACCCAACUGCAGCUCCAGCCGGCAAGGCGUACAGCAGAGCAGGGAAGAAGCCAUCCCCUUGCACAGCAGAAGCCCUGUCGCUCAGCCCCUGAACCCUGCCUGCAUCGCGAGCAAGCAAGAGAGCCAGGCCUGAUAGAGCUCCCCACACCACUCCCACUCUCACGCCUGCUUCCUCAUCAUCCAGCCUCCUGGCAGUCUUCAUACCGCUGGAGCCAAGCCCUGCAGCAGUACUAAAACUUUCUGUGAUAAUCACCCAGAUCUCAGUAAACCCUUAUAAAAAUGACCCACUGCAAAGUGUAGCAACACAUAAUGAAUGCAUGAUUAAGCAUUGGGAAGCAUUGUAAAGCCCAGAGAGGUAUAGUUAUGCAUAUUAAAAGCCAGGACAAACCAUAGGAAACUUUGAUAAAUGCAUAGUAUACUGUAAACAUAGGAAAACUGCAAAUUUACCAUGCAGAUUUACCAGGGUGAACUUUUACAAGGGAAAACAUGGUUUUGGUGUGGCCGUGAUUGCCUUAUGUUUUAUGAAUUACUGUGCACUACUAGACUGCAUUGGACCGGUCAAUUUACUGUAAAGUGAUGCUGUUAAAAGCAACAGCAAUGUUAGAUCAAAUAGUGACAUAGAGGAGGUCUAUAAAAGUAUUUGCACUA
This is a messenger RNA of Polyodon spathula (Mississippi paddlefish), 1813 nucleotides long. RefSeq lists its product as uncharacterized. The record is from RefSeq and is a predicted model, not a curated record. Lineage: Eukaryota; Metazoa; Chordata; Actinopteri; Acipenseriformes; Polyodontidae. Bases 216 to 1298 code for a protein of 360 amino acids. The transcript is spliced from 4 exons.